UGAUUUUGCAAUGUAUACAAGACAGUGGGCUCAAAACAACCCACAAACAAUGACUUUGCUGUAGCUUGAAAACCCGUUUUAGGUUCAUAGAAUCAAACCUGCUCCGAGUCGUCAUGGGGAGAGCCUCGGUGCUGCUUACUGUCUUUGGGCUUCUGCUGGCUUUGACUGCAUCACUACCAAACAAGGAUGACUGGGACAUUUACAGCUUUCACAUCAACUCCACUGUGACCAGCCGAUAUGCCACCACCGUCAUCACAAGCCGUGUGGCCAACCGUAUGAAUGAACCAAAAGAAAUUGAAUUCCAUGUUCAGAUUCCCAAGAAUGCCUUCAUCAGUAGGUUCAGAAUGAUGAUGGAUGGUCAAGUGUAUGAUGGAGUUGUGAAAACUAAGGAGCAAGCUCAGGAGCAGUACACUAGAGCUGUGUCCCGUGGCCAAAGCGCUGGGAUUGUCCGCUCUGUUGGAAGAACCAUGGAGGAAUUUAAAACCUCUGUAACUGUGGCGGCCCACAAAAAGGUCACCUUUGAACUCACCUAUGAGGAGCUGCUGAAGCGAACCCACGGCAAAUACGAGCUGCAGAUCUAUGCUCGACCCAUGAAGCCUGUCGAAGACUUCAAGGCUGAUGUGCACAUUCACGAGAAAGCCGGCGUCAGUUUUGUUGAUGUGAAAGGAGGGCUGAGCACCAAAGCCUUGGCUAAUGCUAUCACUAAAACACAUGCAGAUAAACAGGCAUGGGUACAUUUCUAUCCAACAGUGGACCAACAAAAAAAUUGUGACAGCUGUGGAGAAGAAGGGAUGAAUGGAGAUCUGGUUAUAGCUUACGAUGUCAACAGAGACAAUGGAUUUGGAGACAUUAAGACUUCUGAUGGGUACUUUAUCCAUCACUUUGCUCCAUCAAGUCUUCCACGAAUACCAAAGAAUGUUGUCUUUGUUAUCGACCGAAGUGGCUCAAUGCAUGGCAGAAAAAUUACACAGACCCGAACUGCUUUACUCCGUAUUUUGAAUGACCUGGCAGAAGAUGACUUCUUUGGUCUCAUCAGUUUUGACGGGGAAAUAAUUCACUUUAAACGGGAACUCGUUCAAGCCACUGCUCUAAAUCUGGAGGGAGCGAGAGGGUUUGUGAGGAAUAUUGAAGACAGAGGAAGUACAGACAUCAACGCAGCAGUGUUGGAAGGAGCCCGUAUCUUGAAUGAACAUCCCAGAGAAGGCUCAGCUUCCAUCCUUAUACUUCUCACAGAUGGAGACCCAACAUCAGGAGUGACAAAUUUUGACACAAUACAGUCCAACGUAAAACAGGCGAUUGCAGGAAAAUUUCCUCUCUACUGUCUUGGUUUUGGAUUUGACGUUAAGUUUGAGUUCUUGGAGAAAAUGUCGCUGCAGAACAACGGUGUAGCAAGACGGAUUUAUGAAGACUCUGAUGCUGACUUGCAGCUUAAGGGUUUCUAUGAUGAAGUGGCCACUCCUCUCCUAACAGAUAUCACAAUGAUCUAUGUCGGUGGAACCAAUCUAACCAAGACUAACUUCAGUCAGUAUUAUAACGGCUCUGAGAUCGUGGUGGCCGGUGAGAUCAUUGACAACAAUGUAGAAAUCUUCACUCCUCAAGUUGUGGCCAUUUCAAGCAAACAAAAAGUAACAUUUUCUAACACAAACGGCUCUGUGGAUUCUUCGGUCAGUGAUGGACUUCUUCAGAGAGUUUGGGCCUACCUCACAGUUAAACAGCUUUUAGAGAAAGAGCUUUUAUUAUCUGGACCUGAGAAAGAAAAAGUGAAUAAAGAGGCUUUGGAGUUGUCCCUGACGUACGGCUUUGUCACCCCGCUCACAUCCAUGGUGGUCACCAAGCCUGAGGGGGAGAGCUCAGAAAUUCAUCACAAACCAAAGGAGAGGGAAGAACCACUGCCUCAGACUCUUCACAGGUCUCCGAUGAGGAGCUAUGAUCAGCGUCGGAGAUUUAUCAAGUCGUUUUCGGGAGGAUCUGCCUCAUUAAGGCCUCGGACAGGGACACCGUUUGAAUGGAAACCGUUUGUAUAUGGUGAUUCUUCUACAAGACGUUACAGAUACCCUCCACUUGCUCCUGUUUCUCACAGAUUUUUGAUGAAAACUGUGAAUGACACUUAUCCACUCUGCUUUGACAUUAUCGGAGCUGUAAUUGUUAAACUUCUUCAUCAUCCCGGCACAGAGCUUUACAUAAAUGGUGUGUUAGACUCAAUAAAAAAUGGUGGCUUCAAUGAGAUCGUCAUGCACGUCGGCGCUGACUUCCAUAUAAAGGUGGAACCAGAGAGAAUCAGCCUUCAACAGGGACAAAAUAUAACUCACUACACAAGAGCGGAAAACGUCACAGCUGGAAGAUUUACAGUGAACAGGAGUAAAAAGCAAACAGAAGUUACAGAUGGCGACAUGCGUUUGGUCAUCUUAGUCCAUGAGAAGCAUAGGAGGAAAUUCCUUUGGCCUGUUUUAAGACAGCUGCCAUCUGCUGGCGACACUGAAGGACUUUUAGCUUUAAAUCGUGUGCAGUAUGAAGAGGUUCAUCAAGAUGCUCACACUAAAGUGAAGACAGCAAAAGGAGAGACUGAUGCUCAGCGUUCCACAGCUGUUGACCUCAGGAUUAGGAGACCCGUAGAAGUCGGCUGUUGGCUUAUUCCUGCUGACUUUGUCCUGCCAAGACCUUUGACUGAUUUUGUUGUUGCCCAUGUUUAACUGAAAGUCAUGAUAAUUAAAUCAGAAAAAUUGCAAGUUACAACUUAAUCCAAAAAAACAAGUCAAGGUAGGUUUAAUUUACCAUGUUAAAAUGCACAGAACAUAGCAGAAUUGAUACAAAAUUACAAUUAACAAUUAGUCUGAAAAAUUAUUUAUUUUGUAAUUAAGAAGUUAUCACAUAUUUCAAAUACAUAUUUUGUAACGAUCAAAAAUAGGAUUCAUUUGCAGUCGAAUAAAUACUUAACGAUCAUAUUUUUUCAACAUCGCACCAUGGUUUAGUGAUCAACGAUUACUUAGAGAAAGAAAUGAUGGCCAAAAUACAACAAAAACACUACUUGAGCAAAUAUUUUAUGGCUAGAGAUGAACAUACAAAAUAUUAAUUAAGCUUCUGACAGGGUGAGCUUUAAUUAAUAACUUACGGUCUCUGUAAAGUUUAGAGACAGCAUAAUUUUGAGGUAUAAUGUCUAAGGCAAACAUCCGCCAAGUUUGGAAGAACAAGGACAGUUCAGGAGGGAUAAUAAAAGGAAAACUUUGUUAUGUCCUCAAUUUCUUACAACAAAAAACUGCUUUGUCAUAAGAAUCAAAACUACUUUGAUCUAGAACUUGUAUGUGUCAUGUUUUUUUAACCUAUUAUUCUUAUAGUUCUACAGUUCAAUGGUUUGCUCAGCUGACAGAGAAUCUAAACACAGAUGUUGUCUGUCCUGAAUACUGUUCUGUGAAUAAGGGAAAGCAUUUAUUAGUUUUUAUAGCUCUAGUCAUUAAAUGGUUUCCCAUGUUUGAGAGCAUCAGAAUCAAACUGGACAUUAGGCUCCAAAAUGAAAUCCUUGAGUGAUGCUGAGCACAUCAAGGCAUGGGAGAGAAACAAGUCAAAGGUUGGCAGGAGCAAAAGCUAGACCACAAAACAUCUGGAGCACAAAUAUAAAAACACAACCAUACUGAACUGGUUGUUUUCAGUAUGGUUGAUUCACUGAUUGGAUCAGUGCCAUUCAAUCUGCCACUGACUGGAUGAGGAGAAUGUCUUCAUAGAUUAAUUUUCAGGUCUUUUACUUGCUUCUGAGUUUAAGAGGCCAGCUGUGCUCCCUGAGGUUGCAGCUUCCUGGAGAGAAAAAUGUCAUCCAGCCUGAUGAGCCAAUCACAAAUGGACUUUUGUAAGAAUGUGGCUGUAUGUGUGCAUUAGACUACCAAUAAAAGAACAGAAUCAAUAAAUUAA
Messenger RNA from Xiphophorus hellerii (green swordtail), 3900 nucleotides. Its product is annotated as inter-alpha-trypsin inhibitor heavy chain H3-like. The record is from RefSeq and is a predicted model, not a curated record. The coding region runs from base 114 to 2690 and encodes 858 amino acids. The transcript is spliced from 20 exons. NCBI's taxonomy places the organism in Eukaryota, Metazoa, Chordata, Actinopteri, Cyprinodontiformes, Poeciliidae.